UUAGAGAUGCUCGCCGGGGCUCCCAAACCAACAGUUGCGACAGUUACGUUUCGUGCGUCAUAUCAAACACCCAGACUAUGAUCAAGAUCACUCAUAGACAUCUGCACAACUAAAAACAAUUCCGACUCAAGUAGUGGAAGUGCUAAUCAUAUAGUGAGUGUUGCCUCAAUCAAGAUGUGCAGUAAUGAAACAACGCCAACGUCGCCAACCCCCCGACUACCCGUACCAUUCGGAUUGGAAAAUGGCCCCAGGGGAAUCUUCCCAAUUGACCAGUAUCGUCUACAGUUGUACCAAUACGCCGUAGCUGGCAGACUUCGAUAUCCUUUGUUCAAUCCAUUCCCUACACCUCUACCCUGUUAUCCAGCGCUUUUUCCACGGGUGCUACAACCUGAAGAACCCAAACCCCAACAUAGUUACAUCGGACUCAUCGCGAUGGCUAUCCUCGGGGCGCCGGAAGCUAAACUAGUCCUUUCCGACAUCUACCAACACAUCCUAGACAACUACCCGUACUUCCGCACCCGAGGCCCAGGCUGGCGUAACUCCAUCAGACACAACCUAUCACUGAAUGAUUGUUUUAUCAAAGCCGGAAGGUCUGCGAAUGGUAAAGGACACUACUGGGCUGUGCAUCCCGCGAAUGUGGAAGAUUUCCGCAAGGGGGACUUUCGCCGACGGAAAGCGCAACGCAAAGUAAGGAAACACAUGGGUCUAGCCGUAGAUGAAGACGGGGCUGACUCACCUAGUCCACCACCACUAUCAGUAUCACCUUCUGGAGUCCCUGGACCUUCAACUGCAGUAUUCCCUAGUAUGCCCGCAUUGACAAACCGAAGAGGACCAUCACGAAAAAGACAAUUUGACGUCGCAUCAUUACUCGCACCAGAUUCAGGGGAUGAAACCGCCGAGGAAGAUAUUGAUGUUGUUUCUGCUGAUCACCAACAGGAGUUACAUCCUACAACAGCAGCGUCAGCAGCCGCGGCGGUAGCCGGAAGAACAUGGCCGAUAUUUCCGAUUGUCAACUACUAUCAAGCGCUGCUGCAAGCGCGACCGACGGAGACCAACGACGCGAGUAACAGUGCGGAUGAGACAAAAUGCGGACCAUUUCUGGAACGUGCACUUAUGUGAUUUAGUUUAGUAUUUAUUAUUCCGUUGUGUAAGAUAAGAAGAUUCUCCACGUGCGUGCAAUUCAGUUUUAAUGAUUUUGCUAUAUUCUAUAUUACUCUGUAUAUAAUUAUUAUUCUUCCAAGGAAGCGCAAAACGAAUUUAUGUAAAAUGUAAAAUGUCAAAUACUUGAUAAUCAAACUACAAACAUAUGUGUAAAUAUAGUACAACAUACAAAACAUACAAUCAACUAUCAAACAUAAA
Dalotia coriaria is the source of this 1359-nucleotide messenger RNA. Its product is annotated as forkhead box protein L3. The record is from RefSeq and is a predicted model, not a curated record. Gene Ontology annotation, molecular function: RNA polymerase II cis-regulatory region sequence-specific DNA binding; DNA-binding transcription factor activity, RNA polymerase II-specific. The coding region runs from base 175 to 1119 and encodes 314 amino acids. The transcript has a single exon. Gene Ontology annotation, biological process: cell differentiation; regulation of transcription by RNA polymerase II; anatomical structure morphogenesis. Lineage: Eukaryota; Metazoa; Arthropoda; Insecta; Coleoptera; Staphylinidae.